Messenger RNA from Physcomitrium patens, 2233 nucleotides. RefSeq lists its product as uncharacterized. The record is from RefSeq and is a predicted model, not a curated record. Gene Ontology annotation, biological process: Golgi to plasma membrane transport. NCBI's taxonomy places the organism in Eukaryota, Viridiplantae, Streptophyta, Bryopsida, Funariales, Funariaceae.
CGAGCUUCCCUUCUGUAUGGUUAUGGCGAUGGCAUCGGAGCCAUGAAUUGGAUCGGAACCCUAGCACUCUGAGGCUUGGCCUUCGCGAUUGUCCAUUUGGUCUUCUAUGCGUUUGCGCUUUUUCUCCCUUGCUUUUCCCCUGGCUUGUGAUUAAAUUUUGGUGUAAAAUGGUGGGGUGAUGGCGGAGAUGGAGCAGGAUAAGGAGAGAGCUGAGCUCCUGCGGGAGAUUGCGGAGUUAUUGCUCUCUGGAGGAUACUUUAGGGCUCAGAUAUCGACACUCUCGCCGUUCGAUAUCCUCACAGGAGGAUUGGCAUGGGCUAUCGCAGCAAGUAAUGUGGAUGUGGAUUUCGAUGUUCUCUACGAUGACGAUGCCACCCUUGGUUAUAAGAUCAAGGUUGGGGAGGCAAUUGAGGAGGCAUUACAACGCAUGGGAUGCCCUUAUCCUCUUCAAGCACACCAAAUUCAAGGUCUUGAUUAUCCCGCUGUUUUGUUAGUGGUUCAAUGGUUGGUGAAACGGGUUUUACAGAACAGAGAAGAGUCUGGUGAUCAGCUAAGAAAAUAUUCUCUCUGGAAGUUUCAGCAGCACUACAAGCUCCCUGGAGAAGCUGCUGAUGAACAUAUUCACCUGGAUAGGGUAAAAUUUGCAAAGCAGACUUCAAAAGCAGAUUUUAUUCACCAGCAAUACAUGCAGACCAGUGCUCGUCUUCUGGAAGUUUCAUUGGAUGAUACCACUAUUCUGCCUUCGGAGAUUGAAGAUAUUCAUUCUAUUACCUCUUUACAGCAACAGACUGCAGCCCUUCAGAAGCAGAUGAACUCUCAAAAAGUAAGGUUGGAACAACUGCAAACUAAGAAAAAUUCUGUUGCCGUUGGUGUUGAAGAGAUUGAGCUCUUAAUAAAAAACCAGGAGGAGCAUUGGAAAGAACUCGUUGCAGAGAGAACAGAAUUACAGCGGGCUGUCGAAGAUGCGGGUUCAGGGCAAGUGGUUACAGAUAUGAUUUCUUUACUACAGCAAACGAAGAAUCUUGAAAUCAUGGAAAGUGAAUUCCGAGCAAGCUGUAAAAAGAAGAGGGCAGAACUAGUUGGUCGAAUUAAGCAGUUGCAAGAUCCAUCCCGGAAUCUUGCAGAGCAAGCCGAACAGCAAGCCGAUGUUGAAGCUAUGUAUGAAGCUGAUUUAUAUACCCUGAGAUCAGUUCGAAAAGAGCUUGCUAAAAAAUGUAGUGAAGUUGCUCUUCUGCAAAGGCAAUUGGACGAUGUUCCAACACAAUCUGAACUUAUUCAAUAUGAACGUCGGUUUGUGGAGCUGUAUCUGCACAUACAGCGGAAGUUAAGGGAGACAAGAAAGUAUUAUGCGACUUAUAAUGCACUUGCUGAAGUCCACGAGCUUACUAUGAAGGAGACUUCUCUACUCAAUUCGAUCCAUUCCCAGUUUGAGGCUGCGAUGAUGACUCCGGGGGGUCGUGCCAAGUUCGUGGAGUCAAUGGAGGGGAUUGUGAAGGGAGUUAAGCAGAAAUUGUUAAAGAUGGAAAAGCGAUUAGAUGCAGAGAAAGAUACAUACACUGCACUAAAAGAAAAACAUAUGGCAAGUGUUAUGGCCCAGCGAAACUAUUUCUCUCUCGUUAAACAAUUCCAGGAAGAAUGUGCCAAGAAUGAGCGGUUGCGAGCAGCCUUAGGACCACACGCAGACAUCGCUACUAAGGACACUCAUAUACCUUCUAUUGUGUCUCCCCUUGAAAACGACUCUAACACUUUUGUGCCUCCUCUUUGAUGUACCUAGCAGUUUCCUCACCCCUUUUGAUAUCAUGUAUAUCAGUUGCACCGUUUUUCACAAAAGUUGGCUUCAUUUCUCUAUUCUAUGUUUACUAUCUUCUUUUCUUGUUUUAUAGCUCUUAUCUUCUGAGAUAUAGUCGGAAAACAUUCUUGCUUGAUAGAUCACAGGAGACUUGGGGCGUUCUUUGUGCUUUUUUCAGCUUGCCAACCCCACAGGGUUUGUAAUCUUUAGGUCUUCAGGAAGUAGAUUUACUGUAGAUGCUUGGUCUCUUUCAGCUCUUAGUCGGGAAUAUCCACUUAUAGGUUGUAGUUAAGGAUAAAUUGUCUUUCUGAUUUCAUGCCAUCGCAUGUGUCUUGUUUGCAUCCAUCUGUGAGUUGUCGUUGUCAAUUGAAGACAGGCAGCUGUGAGUGAUUACUGCAGAUUUUUAAUAAAGACUGGGACCUAUUUUAUGGUUCAAUUGUGUAA